AGCCAGUAAAGGAGCAGGGGAAGCAAAUGAAAUUUACUGUCGUCAAGGAGUUCAAAAUGUCCGACCAGCCUAAACAUGGACCUCCCCAUGGGAUGGAAAAACAUGAUUUAGGUGGACAUGAUGAUCUUGGUGGUUUAAGUCAUGCUCAGCAAGCGGACCUUAAUCAAUUUAAGGUAAAAACAAGAAUUGGCAAUGAAAAAUAUUUAAGAGAUCACCCUGAAGUAGAGUGUUUGAUUGCUGGAUUUUUAAGUGAUGUCCUCACAAAGCGACCAGAAAGCAUUAGAGAAUUUGCUGCAGAAUAUUUUACCAACCCAGGACUUGCUGACAAAGUGGAGAGCCAACUGGCUGGUCGUCAAGAAACACUGAAACAAAACCGUGUCAUUCAAAGCUUGACUUAAAAUGUAUUUUAGUCAUUUUUAUAGAGAUUUUUCUUGAAUAAAAAGUACAUGUAACAAGAAAUAAUUAUUAUAUUUUAGAAUAAGGUUUUUUUAAUCAGCCAGAAUGUCACAUUUUCAGUGGUACCUAAAAAAUAAAAUAAAUAAAAAAAAUAACUAAUGUUUCAAUGUUACGAGCAAGUAAAGUCUUAUUGUUUACAUUUCUUUACAGAAGUUAAAUAAGGUUGAUAUAAUUUCACUUACAGUUACACUGAAAGCAUAAAAUAUGAAUGAUCAUAAAAAAAACAUUUAGCCUACUAAAAAGUAAAUUGUUAUUGUUAGUGUGUUGUAGGUAGGUGUUAAGAUUUUUAUUUCUGUGAUAACAACUGAUUUUAUAUCUGCAUAAUAUUUUUUCCUAUUACUAUUACAAUAGGCCAGGUAUAUUUAAUGUGUUACACUGGUGAGUGAGACAGACUCCACAGAAUCUCAUGUUAUUGACUUGAAAAAUUUUGCUUCUGUGCAUUGAAUGUCAUUUAUAUCUAUUGUAUACUUUUAUUUGUUAGGUGAUGGUGUUUAAGUGACUGCUUCUCUCUCUUCUUCCCCUAUGAGCCAUAAAAAAAUUAAUUUAAGUUUGUUUUAAGUACUGGUAUAAAAAUACUUUUACUUUGAAAAGUCUUAUAAUUCCUUACAAUAAGGACAUCCUAAUUUAUUCUUCACAUUAGCAUAGUAACUUUUAGCUCAUUCAUUCAUAAUUUUAUUAUCAUCUUUAUUUGUUAUUGAAUGUUGUCUUUAUUUAAGAUAAUGCAUUGAUAAUGACAAAAAUAUUUUUUGUGUUAAACAUUAAACACUUA
Physella acuta is the source of this 1225-nucleotide messenger RNA. RefSeq names its product RIIa domain-containing protein 1. NCBI's taxonomy places the organism in Eukaryota, Metazoa, Mollusca, Gastropoda, Physidae. The record is from RefSeq and is a predicted model, not a curated record.